GCAUGAUUAACCAAGUUCUGAUGCAGAGUCUGCUGGAUUUACUUUUGUGCUGAUGUUUCACCAGUUUUGAGAUGAACGUUCAAGAAAACAGCUUGCCAGUUCUGGAGGCUUUUACCACACCAUAGACUGGCUGCAAACAUCAACAGUUGUGACAUGUUGACAUCUGUGAUUUCCAGGCAGCUCAUCCCAAAACUGGACUGUGUUUCCCAUUUUGAAAGGACUUCAGUUUUUCUCAAUGUGCGUGCGUUGCAGUGCAGCCUUGGAUCCAUCGUGGAACCAUAGUCCGCCCGGGCGCCUAGCCUUCGGGCCGGAGACACUACAAACCAGCAACUACUCUCUGGUUUUACUGAUUCAGCUCAGCCUGCUCUCCUUCGACCUGUUCGUCAACUCCUUCAGUGAGCUGCUGAGGGCUGAACCGGCUGUCCAGCUGAUCCUUUUCAUUAUCCAGGAUAUUGCCAUCCUGUUUAACCUGAUCAUCAUUCUGUUGAUGCUAUUUAACACAUUUGUGUUCCGGGUUGGCCUGGUCGCCAUAUUGCUGGAGCGAUUUAGAGCUCUGCUAAUGCUCUCUGCUCUCUAUUUGACCUUCAGUAUCAUACUGCAUUCCUGGCUUAUGAAUCUGCGUUGGCUGAAUACCAACAGAUUUAUUUGGACAGAUGGCCUGCAGGUGUUGUUUCUGUUCCAAAGAGCAGCGUCUGUGUUGUACUACUACUUGUACAAGAGGACCUCAGAGUAUCUGGGUGACCCUCGCCUUUAUGAGGAUUCACCGUGGCUGCGAGAAGUCUUUGCUCAGGUCAGACAUUGAUCAGUUUGUGCCACAAACCAGUGUAAAAAUGGCACAAUAAAAAUGGUCAUAUGGAAAGCAAAUAUGUUCCAAUACAAUGGGAAAUCACUGACCACUUCAAAACAGUGUAUUUUAAAGGUAUAGGAAAUGUAUAUGAAAUGCAUAUCCAGCCUCAAUACGGAUGACAUUUUGGGGCACGAAUUUUCAAAUUUAAUAUAAGAAAUACCUUCAGACCUAAAAUGCAUCUCUUCCAACACAUGCAUUACAAAUCUGUUUGGCAGGAAUUGUAGCCAAAAAAAAUAUAUAUUCGACAUAACAUUUCCUUCCAACGCAGGAAGGAUUGUGCCAAAAUCUGGUACGGCGUUUUAGAAUAACACGGACAGAACUUCUUAUCGGGCUGGUUUUGUUGUUCAAAUGGAAAAAUAACA
Molecule: messenger RNA, 1209 nt
Organism: Micropterus dolomieu (smallmouth bass)
Lineage: Eukaryota; Metazoa; Chordata; Actinopteri; Centrarchiformes; Centrarchidae
Product: transmembrane protein 138-like
Exons: 6
Coding region: 236-802 (188 amino acids)
Cellular component (GO): cilium
Source: RefSeq, a predicted model, not a curated record